GUGUCAAAAUUGUAAUUAAAUUUAUGGUCAUUUUUUGAAUGAUGAAAUUUGAGGCGUCUUAUCAGUCGCUUUUAUGCUAAUUGGUCAAAUGACGGUUGUCUUUUGGUGUUAAUUUAUGCCUCUUUGGGCUCGGCUUUGCGUUUUUUGUGGUUAAUAGUUUGUUUUGAUGAUGAAAAUAAAGCAAUUUAGUAAAGUGCAUCGACAAUUUAAUUGCAGUAAAGGCAAGAACUAGGAUUUUCAGAACAUUUAUGUGGAAAACUGUUCAUUGCCUUACUAAAAUUCAUUUACAGCUCGAAAUAUUGAAUUAUUUUUCAAUUUAUUCACUUAUUUUAGUCCAAACUCAAUCAACUAAUCUAAUUUACUCUGUCAUUUGAUCAUAUAACCUCCCCCAUACCCAACUAACCUCCUUCAUCCCAACAUUUGCUCACUUUCUUUCUCACAAGCCAUUUCUCAUUCAUCAUUAAUUCAUAUCAAAAAUUUUAUUAUCUUAAUCCUUCAGUCUAAUCAUCAAACAAAAAAAAAGAAAUCAGAUUAUUACUUUUAGUGCCCAUUUAAAUGAGAUUUGCACAUUCAAUUGCAACUUCAAUUGUUAAAUGCCACGUGUCGUGACAUUCAGCCUUACAAUCCAGCCCUUUAUUUGCACUUGAUGGAAAAUUAAAAAUUGGAUAGAGGAAAAUAAGUGAUGUUGAGGGAAACUACCCUCUAGUUCAGGGGGAAUAUUAUUGAAAUUUACGAAAUGUUGAGGUUAAGUUGCUGAAUUUUAUGAUUAAAUUGCUGAAUUUUAAGGCUAAGUUGCUGAAUUUUAAGGUUAAAUUGCUGAAUUUUGAGGUUAGAUUGCUGAAUUUUAAGGUUAAGUUGCUGAAUUUUGAGGUUAAGUUGCUGAAUUUUAAGGUUAAGUUGCUGAAUUUUGAGGUUAUGUUGAUGAAUUUCAAGGUAAAGUUGCUGAACUUUAAGAUUAAAAUGCUGAAUUCUAAGGUUAAGUUGCUGAAUUUUGAAGUUAAGUUGCUGAAUUUUGAGGUUAAGUUGCUAAAUUUUAAGGUUAAGUUGCUGAAUUUUAAGAUUAAGUUGCGGAUAUAGGACUUUAAGCAACUCAAUUUUUGAGCUUAGGUUGCUCAAAUUUUUAAGGUUAAGUUUUUCAAUUCUUAAGCUAAGUUUUCAAAUUUUUAGGUUAUGUUCCUAAUUUUCCUCCUUUCCUCAUUUUUCCAAACCAAAAUUCAUUCAGAAUUAUUUUUAUUCGCUAAUCUUCCUCAAGAAAUUCCGCAUUGCAUCCACCCAUCCCGACAAUUCCUUCCUCAUUAUUAUUUCCUAUUACAUUACACAGUUAGGUAAACAUUAUCAAAACCACGUGUCGAUCUGUUUGUAUUUAUGAUUUUUCAUGUCUUUAUUUCCUCUCCCCCAAUCGACAUACUCACUCUCUUUUGCCGGUGCCGUCGUACAUUAAAUGUUUGCAUUUGCUUCAUUAUACACUGUUGUUCCUGUAAAUUGCAUUUAUGUUAACAUUUUUAUAUGUUUGUCUUGCAUUUUUCAUGAUUUUUUUUCCUCCUUGUUUUUCACUCUUCUUUUAUUGUUUGCCGUUUAAUGUUCGAUGGCGGGAUAAAAAUUGUUUUUUAUAUGCUACUGCAUAAUUUACUUUCUCAUAUGGCAUGUGCAUGUGUGUGUGUGUGUGCAUUGCUAUUAUUUUAUUUAUUUAUUUAUUUAUUUUUGUUCAUUGUUGUUGCGACUGUUUGUUCUUAAUUGAAAUCCAAGUUACUUGUUGUGUUGUUGCUCGAUGUUUUGAACUGGAAAGGAGAGUGUAAGUUGUGGACUUUAUGGCAAGGGGUGGUAACCUAGUAUAAGUAAUAGGUUUGAUGAAAAUUAAAUGCGGCAGUGCUCAACAAUGGUAGAUAAUCUUGGAACCAAGCCAACUUAGACCUGAUAUACGUAUGAUUCAGGUUGGAACCAAAGAAACUUUAUCGUAGUCUCUUUUCGACUCUGCAGUAUUCUAGCCCUGCCAAUGAUGAUGCCAUUGAACCAAAUUAAGUCUUCAAUCUUGAGUUUUCCAUCCCUUGCAACUUGCAAUGUUGUUCAUUUCAUGCUUCACAUGUUGAAUUUAAUUAAUAUGAUAUUGAGAAGGGGCUUUUCUGUGCUAUAAAUUUAUUAAUGUCUUAACAAAUAGUUUGCAAUUCAGGAAUAUUAGGUUAUUUAAUAAUAUUGAGGCUAAGUCUCAUUCUUAAUCCAUCUUCUGAUCCUAUACAAGCCAAAUCCUUGAUUCUGUCAUACAAAAUCAUUUACUAUUAAGCGCUUACCUCAGCUAGUGUCACAACUUUUAGUAUAUCUGAUGUAAGGGACCUCUAAGCUUCUACCAAGGGAGUGUAACUCAUUAGAAUUGACUUAAAUGAUCCAAAUCUGAUUUGUCAAUUGGCUUUAACUUACUAAGUGCUCUACAAGGUCUCUACAAGGCAGUCCUUUGUAAAAACAAGACGACUUCUGAAGAUAAACUAAACCUUAAACCCCAAAAACUUUAAAAACUCUAAAAGUACUUCCCAUAGUUUUAAAAUAACAUCCAUAAAUCCUCUAUUCCUUUCCUGCUGAUUCCCACAAUUCGACUUCUACAACAAAAAAAUCUCCAACUGCACGUCCAAACAGUCCAAGUCCGAGCUGAUGUCAUUUUUGCUGACAAUGCCAGAACAGAACGACAGUAAGCUGUAAUCACAUACGACAAUUUUUUUUCUCAUUUUUUGUUGAUUUUUCUACAUGAUUUUUUUUCAACAUGGAAAUUGAGAGCACUAAAGGUUGGAUAUUCGAUUUUAUUGUUAUUUGAAGUAGUUCGAUUGUUAUUUGAUGCUUGGAAUGAAUUGGUUUUAUUGGGAGAAUUAAGAAAUUGAGGAGCUUGAUUUGCAUAGAAGGAUUGAGGGGGUAACAGCUUGAUUUUGAAAAUGGAACAAGCUUUAUAUGAAGGGGGUAACAACAUGAUGGGAAUGAGUUUUUAAUGAAAAUUGAAAAUUGUUGUAAAUGAAGGAGCAAACAGCAUGAUGGGAAAAACAUUUUCUCAAAAAUUUGUUUUCCACCUGUUUUAAUCGAUUUUUCAAUCAAAAUGCUUUUCCAUUAUGUUGUUAUCCCCUUGCUCUGAAGCAAUUUUCAAGAAAAAGUUGGAGAUCUGGAUAGUUUGUGGUAUACGGAACCUCAUCCAUUUUAAACUGUAAAUUCAGAUAAACUUAACCUCAUAAUUACAAAAACAUACCAAAAACUCUCAAUCCAUCCUAAAAAGCAGUCCCAUAUGCAGCAAUAAGAACAGAUUUCAUCCUCAGAUUUACACAAAAAAUAUGAAAAAUCCAUUAAUAGAAAAAAAACAGUCUCCGACUUACUGCAAAUCUUCCAACAACAACAAAAUCACAGAAAAUCCUUUAGCCUCCGACAAAAAAUUACCUUACUUUUUUAUAUAUUUUUGUAAUUUGUAAUGUUAACCCACAACACUAAUGCCAUAAGAUAAAUAAAUCAUUAUCAUGGAGUUAAAGUCGCAUUUUAUUUAUUCGUUGCCAUUCCCAACUUUUAUUUACAGCAUAGAUACAUUGUACAUUUUCAGGAUCAUCACAACAAUUUUUCAGCCUCAUAUGUGUAAGCAGAAAUGAAGCAACAGUAAAAUUUGUGGUGGUAGUUCACAUGUGGUUAAAGGCUCAAUGGAUUAUGUCGCAUUCGAU
Molecule: messenger RNA, 3677 nt
Organism: Chironomus riparius
Lineage: Eukaryota; Metazoa; Arthropoda; Insecta; Diptera; Chironomidae
Source: the annotation of a GenBank genome assembly